CGAGCCCGCGGCCCCCGCCCGGGGCGAUGGAGCCGGAGCCCGGCGGGGCGGCCGCUGCGCUUCUGCGGCAGAAGAGGGCGGCGCUGCGGCGCAGGGGGUGCAGCUUUGAGAGCCCCAGCUCAGCACUCCAGCCUCCAGGCCCACCGAUGGACCCGCUGACCAAGGGGCCCUGCGGGAGUCAGAUGGCACAGACUCUUCUAUGGAAAGCCAAGUCCUCUCUCUCCUUUGGCAUCCCGCCUCUUCAGAUGUGGCCAACAAAAGACCCUGAAGUAGAGUCCCAGGUCAAUCUCUCUGUCUCGGAAGACCUAGGCUGUAGACGUGGGGAUUUCAGUAGGAAACAUUAUGGAUCUGUGGAGCUGCUUAUUUCCAGUGACGCCGAUGGAGCCAUCCAAAGAGCUGGAAGAUUCAGAGUGGAAAAUGGCUCUUCAGAUGAGAAUGCAGCCGCCCUGCCAGGUACGUGGCGAAGAACAGACGUGCACUUAGAGAACCCGGAAUACCACACCAGAUGGUAUUUCAAGUAUUUCUUAGGACAAGUCCAUCAGAAUUACAUCGGAAACGAUGCAGAGAAGAGCCCCUUCUUCUUGUCCGUGACCCUUUCUGACCAAAACCAUCAGCGCGUCCCUCAGUACCGUGCAAUUCUUUGGAGGAAAACCGGUACCCAGAAAAUAUGCCUUCCAUACAGUCCCACAAAAACUCUCUCCGUGAAGUCCAUCUUAAGUGCCAUGAACCUGGACAAAUUUGAGAAAGGCCCCAGAGAAAUUUUUCAUCCUGAGAUCCAAAAGGACUUGCUGGUCCUUGAGGAACAAGAGGGCUCUGUGAAUUUCAAGUUUGGGGUUCUCUUUGCCAAAGACGGGCAGCUCACUGAUGAUGAGAUGUUCAGCAAUGAAAUUGGAAGCGACGCUUUUCAAAAAUUUUUAAAUCUCCUGGGUGACAAAAUCACCCUAAAGGGCUGGACAGGCUACCGCGGCGGUCUGGACACCAAAAAUGAUACCACAGGGAUACAUUCGGUUUAUACCGUAUACCAAGGGCAUGAGAUCAUGUUUCACGUUUCCACCAUGUUGCCAUAUUCCAAAGAGAACAAACAGCAGGUGGAGAGGAAGCGCCACAUUGGGAAUGACAUCGUCACCAUCGUGUUCCAGGAGGGAGAGGAGCCUUCUCCUGCCUUCAAGCCUUCCAUGAUCCGCUCCCACUUCACACAUAUUUUUGCCUUAGUGAGGUAUGAUCAGCAGAACGACAAUUACAGGCUGAAAAUAUUUUCAGAAGAAAGCGUACCACUCUUUGGGCCUCCCUUGCCAUCCCCACCGGUGUUUACAGACCACCAGGAAUUCAGGGACUUUUUGCUAGUGAAACUAAUUAAUGGUGAAAAAGCCACUUUGGAAACCCCAACAUUUGCCCAGAAACGUCGACGUACUCUGGAUAUGUUGAUUCGAUCUUUAUACCAGGAUUUGAUGCCAGAUUUGCAUAAGGUAACCCCGGUUUGGGGCCACGUGGGUCACUGUUGCAGGCAGUGGACUGUACGUUUCCAUCUGACGGGCCGUGGAAUAUUCUUUCCAGUGCGCUUAUUCUCUGAUGCUUUUGUUACCUCGCAGCCUUGGGAGCCCCAGUGUUUCUGCAGUAAUUUCCCUCACGAAGCCGUGUGUGCGGAUCCCUGGGGCCAGGCCUUGCUGGUGUCCACUGAGGCUGGCGUCUUGCUAGUGGAUGAUGACCUUCCGUCGGUGCCCGUGUUCGACAAAACCCUGCCAGUAAAGCAGAUGCAUGUGCUGGAGACCCUGGACCUUCUGAUCCUCAGAGCGGACAAAGGCAAAGACGCCCGCCUCUUUGUCUUCAGGCUCAGCGCCGUGCACAAGGCCAUCGAGGGCACACAGGCCGUGAGGGGCAAGUGCGACUGCAGGGACAACAAGCUGGAGAAAACGAAAGGCUGCCACCUGUACGCCAUCAACACUCACCACAGCAGAGAGCUGAGGGUCGUGGUCGCCAUCCGGAAUAAGCUGCUCUUGAUCACGAGGAAGCACAGCAAGCCAGGCGGGGUGGCCGGCCCCUCGCUGCUGUCCCCCCUGCCCGAGUCCCCUGUAGAGGAGUUCCAGUACAUCAGGGUAGGUCUGCUCUUCAGAUCUCCUCUCCGGGCGGACGUGUCCUCCACCCGGAGCCUGUCAACCACUGGGGCUGUCUCACACUCCGUCACCAGCUGGGGAAACCCUCGUCUGCUGCCCCAGUUUCCCCAGAGGACUGAACAGGCUGGACGGCUUUCCCCCCGCUCCAUCCAGCCCGUUCAUGCCAACACCGAGGGCCUGGGGGAGGAGCUGGCCCAGAUCUCAGAAGUGGGACUUCUGGCGCCCGUUCUCCUGUGUCGCACUGCCUCCCUCCGAGCGCAGGAGAGCCAGAGAAUAGAAGCGGAGACCCGCCACUAUGGUUUCCAGAUUGUGACCCCCUCCACGACCGAGGCAGGGAAAGCCCAGCGCAAGUGCAGAGCGGUUAAUUUUGUGGCAGCUAUCGAUGUGUACGAAGACGGAGAGGCCGGGCUGCUUUUGUGUUACAACUAUAGUUGCAUCUAUAAAAAGGUUUGCCCAUUUAAUGGGGGCUCUUUUUUGGUUCAACCCUGUGCGUCAGAUUUCCAGUUCUGUUGGAACCAGGCUCCUUACGCAAUUGUCUGCGCCUUCCCAUACCUCCUGGCCUUCACCACUGACUCCAUCGAGAUCCGCCUGGUGGUGAACGGGAACCUGGUCCACACAGCGGUCGUGCCGCAGCUGCAGCUCGUGGCCUCCAGGUCGGACAUCUACUUCACCGCAGCCGCGGCGGAGCCUGCGGCCUCGUCCGGAGGCAGCUCCAAGGGGGCCAGUGCCCACAGUUCUCCUCAGACACCCCCGGGCCGAGCUGCUCCGCUGUUUCCUUCUUCCCUGGGGGAAGGUGAAGCUCAGUCCAAAAACCUGUACAAGAUCCCACUCAGAAACCUGGUGGGCAGAAGCAUCGAACGACCUCUGAAGUCGCCUUUGGUCUCCAAGGCCGUCACCCCGCCCACGUCCAUCAGCCUUGGCAUCGCGGCCAUCCCUGUCACUCACUCCCUGUCCCUGUCCCGCAUGGAGAUCAAAGAAAUAGCGAGCAGGACCCGCAGGGAGCUGCUGGGCCUCUCUGACGAAGGCGGACCCAAGUCAGAAGGAGCGCCAAAGCCCAAAUCAAAAGCCCGGAAGCAAUUAGAAGAAAGCCAAGGAGGCCCCAAGCCAGAGACAGCGAGAUCGACUAGCAGCGACAGAAUCACAUCAGCCUCCUUGGAAAGUCCUUCUGCCUCAGAAGCCAACCCCGAGGGGCGCUACUACUCGACGGGCCCCGAGCAGGACCCUGUGGCGGACAGAGAAGGCAGCCCCGUGUGGGGCAGGAGCCCCUUCCAGCUCACAGCUUCCUCGGAUGAAGACAUUAUCGACCUGAAGUAAUGGGUCGGGAUCGAGUUUGCCAUCUUUAAUUUUCUUACAGAGGUUUAUACUCUUUAACCAGUUCUGACAGCGUUUCUCGACCAAACGUGGCUUUUAGCCCACCCUGAUCUACUGGACCAAACCUUCUGCAACACCUGCCGGUUUGUGUCCCUCCAAUGUCCGGUGCCAUCUCUCUUGACCUUUGUUUCUUUCUGUUCGGGAACCAUCAGUCCCCUUGUAAUAAAGGUGGUAGAUUUCAUUGAGGUUUUAGAUCAAAACUUUGAAUAAAUCAAAAAUAUUCAUUCUUA
Molecule: messenger RNA, 3712 nt
Organism: Suricata suricatta (meerkat)
Lineage: Eukaryota; Metazoa; Chordata; Mammalia; Carnivora; Herpestidae
Gene: GARNL3
Product: GTPase activating Rap/RanGAP domain like 3
Exons: 28
Coding region: 27-3425 (1132 amino acids)
Biological process (GO): activation of GTPase activity; regulation of small GTPase mediated signal transduction
Cellular component (GO): cytoplasm
Molecular function (GO): GTPase activator activity
Source: RefSeq, a predicted model, not a curated record